AUGCAAUGGUAUGAUUAUAAAUUAUCAUGGGAUCCAAAAAAGUAUAAAAAUUUAUCAAAAAUUCAUAUCCCAUCUGAUCAAUUAUGGAUUCCAGAUAUUUUAUUAUAUAAUAAUGCUGAUGGUGAACCACAUAUCUCAAUUAAUAGUGAUGCAAUUGUAUAUCAUACAGGAUUAGUUGUCUGGAAACCACCAUCAAUUUAUAAAAGUUUUUGUUUUAUAGAUAUUGAAUUUUUUCCUUAUGAUUUACAAGUAUGUCAAAUGAAAUUUGGUGGAUGGUCAUAUAGUGGAUUAUUAAUUAAUGUACGGCCUAUUGUACCAAAACCUGGAGAUAAAAUUGAAAUUCGAACUGAUAUUUAUGGUAAUAAUUAUCAAUAUUUAAAACAAGGAAUGGAUUUAAGUUCAUAUGUCCGAAGUUUAGAGUGGGAUUUAAUGGAAAUAGAGGCAGCAAGACAUGAACAAAUUUAUAGUGGAUGUUGUGGACAAGAUAUGUAUAUUGAUAUCACAUAUAAUAUUCGUUUAAGAAGAAAAACAUUAUUUUAUACUGUAAAUUUAGUCAUUCCAUGCAUGUUAAUUGCUAUUCUUACAACAUUUGUAUUUUAUAUUCCACCAAAUGAACAUAAAUGUUCAUAUUCUAUUUCUGUACUUGUAGCAUUGACUGUCUUUUAUCUUGUUCUCAUUGAACUUAUUCCUCCAACAUCAACAGUAAUUCCUUUAAUUGGAAAAUAUUUAUUAUUUACAAUGUUUCUUGUAGCAACAUCAAUAUUUUUAUCUGUUGCUUCAAUUAAUUUUUAUCGUCGUGAUGGUACAACACAUGCUAUGCCAAAAUGGAUGCAUAAAUUAUUUAUACAAAUUCUUCCAACAUAUCUUUGUAUCAAAAAACCAGAUGGAUUUGAUGAUGAACAUAGUUUAGAUAGUGAUGAUGAAAGUAAUACUACUGAUAAUCCAAAUACAUAUCCUAAUUCAAGGCGUGCCUCACCAUAUUUUUUAGCUUUUGCAAAUAAUCAAGGAAAUAAUAAUCUUAUUUUAGAGGGUACAGAAUUAGGUGAUGGUGAAAUGAGAUUAAGUCAAUUAGCACAACUUCGGGGAAUGCAUAGUGAUUUAAUAAGGAGAAUGAUAAGUAAUUUAGCAUUUAUUAGUGAUCAUUUUAAAGCAAAAGCUAAGCAAAGUAAAAUUUCUGAAGAAUGGUCAUAUGUUGCAAUUGCAAUUGAUCGCCUACUACUAAUUUGUUAUUCUAUAAUAAAUAUAUCUGGAAGUGUAGUUAUUUUAACACAAGCACCAGCUUUAUAUGAUACCACACAACCAUUAGAUGUACAACCACCAACACAACCAUUAAGUGGUGAUACUUUUGGAGGGGGAAGAAAUGCCACAGCAAUAUUAUUAGAUUUAAUGAAUCUUGAUUAG
This is a messenger RNA of Strongyloides ratti, 1401 nucleotides long. RefSeq names its product Nicotinic acetylcholine receptor family and Neurotransmitter-gated ion-channel transmembrane domain and Neurotransmitter-gated ion-channel family and Neurotransmitter-gated ion-channel ligand-binding domain and Nicotinic acetylcholine-gated receptor, transmembrane domain-containing protein. Gene Ontology annotation, cellular component: postsynaptic membrane; neuron projection; synapse. The transcript is spliced from 6 exons. The record is from RefSeq and is a predicted model, not a curated record. NCBI's taxonomy places the organism in Eukaryota, Metazoa, Nematoda, Chromadorea, Rhabditida, Strongyloididae. The coding region runs from base 1 to 1401 and encodes 466 amino acids. Gene Ontology annotation, biological process: regulation of membrane potential; monoatomic ion transmembrane transport; chemical synaptic transmission. Gene Ontology annotation, molecular function: transmembrane signaling receptor activity; acetylcholine-gated monoatomic cation-selective channel activity.